GUGAAUCAACCCAACCCAAUAAUUUUAAAAUAUAAUCCACAAACAAACUUGAUCUAUAAAUGUAGCUUUUCGUCACAUAUUCAUUCAUCACUAUCAACUACUCUAAAACCCAUAUAUCAAUUUUAUAAUCUCGAGCCUUGAUAAUUUGUUUGACACACACACAAUGGUGAUGUCUCACGAAGCAAAUAACAUGAAGGUUAUUUUCCUCCCCUUCAUAUCUACAAGUCACAUAAUCCCAAUGGUUGACAUGGCAAGGGUAUUUGCCAUGUAUGGUGUGGAUGUCACCAUAAUCACCACCAAAGGCAAUGCUGCAAUUUUUCAAAAGUCCAUCGACCGUGAUUUCAAUCGCGGCCACUCCAUUAAAACACAUGUUUUAGAGUUUCCGGCAAAACAAGUCGGUCUUCCAGUUGGGGUGGAAACCUUCAACGCCGAUACUCCUCUUGAUAUGUCUCCGAAAAUUUACUACGGACUGGCGAUUCUACAACCACAAAUAGAGAAAUUGUUUGAAGAGUUAGAAGCUGAUUGCAUAGUUAGUGACAUGUUUCAUCCUUGGACCGUGGGAGUUGCAGCCAAGUUAGGCAUUCAAAGAAUUAUUUUCUAUGCUGCGAGUGUUCUCUCUCGAUCUGCAGUGCACACGUUGGAGCAACACGCGACUCACACUAGGGUGGAUCAUGAUUCUGAGAAAUUCACGAUGGUAGGGUUGCCGCAUAAGUUGGAGAUGACUAGAUUGCAGUUACCAGAUUGGAUGAGAAAGUCAAAUGCAUAUGGACAGUUAAUGAAGAUGAUCAAUGAUUCAGCAACAAAAAGCUAUGGUGCAGUAUUUAAUAGCUUUUACGAUUUCGAGGGUGCUUAUGAGGAACAUUACAAGAAUGCAUUUGGAACUAAGUGUUGGAGCUUAGGACCAGUUUCAUUAUGGGCAAACCAAGAUGUUUCUGAUAAGUCGGAAAGAGGAGACACAAAAGUAGAAGAAGGAGAAGAUAGUGAUUUAUUUAAAUGGCUUAACUCCAAGAAAGAGAAUUCUGUUCUCUAUGUAAGUUUUGGUAGCUUAAACAAGUUUCCAUUAUCUCAACUCGUUGAAAUAGCUCAUGCACUUGAAACUUCAAGCCAUGAUUUCAUUUGGGUGGUUCGUAAAAAUAACGACAAAGAAGGUGAUGAUGAAGGUUUUAUGGAGGAGUUUGAGAAGAGAGUGAAAGAAAGCAACAAAGGUUAUUUGAUAUGGGGUUGGGCCCCACAAUUGUUGAUACUUGAGAACCAAGCUAUUGGAGCAAUAGUGACUCAUUGUGGUUGGAACACAAUAGUUGAAAGCAUGAAUGUAGGGUUGCCUAUGGUGACUUGGCCUCUGUUUGCUGAGCAUUUUUUCAAUGAGAAGUUGGUUGUUGAUGUGUUGAGAAUUGGGGUGUCAGUUGGGGCCAAAGAAUGGAGAAAUUGGAAUGAGUUUGGGAGUGAGGUUGUGAAAAGGGAUGAAAUUGGAAAGGCUAUUGGUUUGGUGAUGGAAAAUGGUAAAGAAGCUGAGGAGAUGAGAUUAAGAGCCAAAGGUUUGAGUGAUGAUGCAAAGAAAGCUAUACUUGUUGGUGGGUCUUCUCAUGCCAAUUUGAUACAAUUGAUUGAGGAGCUUAAGACACUCAAACUCCAAAGGCUCAAUGGUAAUUAGGCCAAAAUAAAUGUUUUUGUUGCUUUUAAAAUAACUGAUUUGAAUGCAAAUCACAAGAAUUUGGUAUGGUUCGGCUAGAUGGUAAGUCUGGCCAAUAAUUGUUGUAGACAGGAUUCAAAAUCAGGUUCUCCCGAAUAAUUUGUCCUUAACUGAAACUCAUUAGUCACUUGAGCCUAAGCAGAAGUAGUAUCAUGUUCAAUUUGUUGUUUUUGAUUUAGAAAUGUUGUUUAUAGGUUAUGAGCACAAUGAAGCAGGGUAGUAAUCAAACCAUACCAAUGGACCAUACCUUUUGUCUUUGUUAGCCUUUUUCUUCUUUUAAGCUUUUGAACCUGCUUUAGCAGGUUUUGUUUGUGUAUGUACUUUUUUUCUCAUCCUAGUUACUUCUUGUGCUUAGGAUUGAAAACCAAGUCAUAUCA
Messenger RNA from Trifolium pratense (red clover), 2067 nucleotides. Its product is annotated as soyasapogenol B glucuronide galactosyltransferase-like. NCBI's taxonomy places the organism in Eukaryota, Viridiplantae, Streptophyta, Magnoliopsida, Fabales, Fabaceae. The record is from RefSeq and is a predicted model, not a curated record. Gene Ontology annotation, molecular function: UDP-glycosyltransferase activity. The transcript is spliced from 2 exons. Bases 164 to 1651 code for a protein of 495 amino acids.